This is a messenger RNA of Morchella sextelata, 1719 nucleotides long. RefSeq lists its product as uncharacterized. Gene Ontology annotation, molecular function: protein binding. Lineage: Eukaryota; Fungi; Ascomycota; Pezizomycetes; Pezizales; Morchellaceae. Gene Ontology annotation, biological process: rRNA processing. The record is from RefSeq and is a predicted model, not a curated record. The transcript has 4 exons. The coding region runs from base 1 to 1719 and encodes 572 amino acids. Gene Ontology annotation, cellular component: small-subunit processome; Pwp2p-containing subcomplex of 90S preribosome.
AUGGCUAAGAAAUCCCGUAAACCCACCACUGCUGUGCGAGAGCGCCCCCCGAAAGAAGACCGCACACCGCUGCCAAAGGACGACGCCGAGCUCGAGCUCGAAAAGCUCGUUUUCGGCGACCUAUCGGGCUUCCAGCAGAGCCUGCGCGAGAACGCGGGUGCGCUUGAGAAGUACUAUUCUUCCGACGACGAGGGGGGUGACGAUGCUGUAGAGGGGGGAGCAGAAGAAGGUGUGGGCGGGCCUGGGGAGGACCUGGCGGCGUUGGCGGAUGAUGAGUUGUUUUUCACGGAUGCGGGCUUGGGACCUGGCGCGGGGACGAUUGCGGUUCGUGGUGAGGACGAGGAGGGUGCGGAGACGGCGGGGGUGGAUGUGGAGGGCGGGGAGGCUGUGGCGGCUUGGGUGGAUAGCGAUGAUGAGCGCCUGACUAUCUCACUUGCGUCUGUUAACCAGCGCCGCAAGCUGCGGGAAACCGAGAUGGACGACUUCGUCAACGGGCACGAAUACUCACGGCGAUUGCGGCGCCAGUUCGAGCGAGUCUACCCCAUCCCCGACUGGGCCAGGCCCCCCUCCCCCGAGCACAAGCGCCGGCGCCGCGACUCGUCCAGCAGCUCCUCGGGCUCCGAUAUGGACAUUGACGACGACAACACCGCCCUCACCGCGCCGCCGCUCUCCGACUUCCUCCAGAGCACGCAAAACUGGACCAGGCCUGCAGCCAGCGGCAAGCUCAAGCCCGAGGUCCUCAACAUUGCGCGCCUCACUGACGCGAACCACAGCGGUGGCUCCCAGUCCGGCAUCAAUGCGCUGCACUUCCACCCCUCGCACCCGCUGGUCCUCUCGUCCGGCUUCGACUCGACGUUGCGCCUGCACCACAUUGAUGGCAAGGUCAACCCCCCGGCGACGUCGCUGCAUAUCCGCCGCACCCCGAUCAACAGUGCCUGGUUCCACCCAGACGGGAAGCGUGUCUUUGCCAGUGGCCGCAGAAGGUACUUCCAUGUGUGGGACCUUGAGUCGGGCGCCGUCGAGAAGGUGACCCGAGUGUACGGGCAUCAGGAGGAGCAGAAGAGCAUGGAGAGGUUCAAGCUCUCUCCCGAUGGCCGCUUCAUGGCCAUCCUCGGCUCGAAAGGGCGCGUCAACAUUCUCGACGCCAAGACCCUACAGUGGGUUGCGCUGGCCGCCGUCGAGGGGCGGGUCCAGGACGUUUCAUGGUACCACGAUGGGUCCGGGCUGACGAUUGCGAAUAAGGGCGGCGAGCUGUGGGAGUAUGAUGUUGUGGCGCGCGCAUUCACGGCCCGGUGGAGAGACGAGGGAGGGUUUGCAACGACGGUGGUGGCGAACGGCGGUAGUAGGUGGGUGGCGGUUGGUUCCCAGAGCGGUAUCGUCAACAUCUAUGACCGCAAGCUCUCGUUUGGUGGGAAUGCGGUGGGCGCGGUGGGGACACCGGAGGGGCCAAAGCCGAUGAGGGCUAUGGAGCAGCUGGUGACGGCGAUCAGCGUGCUGGAGUUCUCGCCGGAUGCGCAGGUGCUCUGCAUGGCCAGUCGGGGGAAGAAGGAUGCUCUGAGGAUGAUCCAUCUUCCCAGCUGCACGGUAUACAAGAACUGGCCCACCAGCAAAACGCCGCUGGGCAAAGUCACGACCGUAGCCUUUGCCGGCAAGGAGACGGGCAUGGUGGCCAUCGGGAACGAGGCAGGAAGUGUAAGACUAUUUGAGAUCAAGCCCUAG